AUGUCGUCCUCGCGCGUUUCCCUGUUCAUACGUCUCUUCGUCGCAUUCUACACAGCCCUCGCCGCAUCAGCACAACAAGAAGUCCUCAGCAACGCCAAAGCAGAAACACCUGGCUACAAUGUCGGCCAGCCCAUUCCAGUGAGCUGUCUCAAUCGAACAAUAGACACUGGCGAACACAUAACCGACCCGAUCACGAACCAACUCUCCUACAUCCCCGCCUUCACCUGCAACGAAACCGGCCGCCCCCUCGAGCUCUACUUCGGCAUUGAGCGCGACAUAAACUGCACCAUCGACUUCAUCGACGACCCCUUCUUCCACCUCCUCGAGUUCUACGUUCACAACGAUGCCCCGCUCACAUGUCGGAUCCCAACAAAGCCCCUACCGCCAGCGGUGCUGAAGGAGGAGUAUGAGCAAGGCACGAAAGACACGACAGAUGGACAGGGGAGUCUGUCAGAGAUCUACACGCCGUUGAUAAUUGCGCUCACGGGCACGCUGCAAUUGAGCCAUUUGCACGUCAGUACGAGCAUGAACGUAUUACUCCACGCCGUCCCCAAAUCCAUCUCCCCAGGCACCAUCGCCGCCGCAACAGCAUAUUCGAUAUCCCGCGAUCCUCCCUCCCGGAUCGUAAUCGGCGAUCCCCUCCCAUUACGCUUCAGCGUGCGGUGGUAUCCCAAUACCGCGCUGCCCAGUGGGUGGACGGGGAUUGGAGGGCAUUUGACGUUUAGCACGUUCGUGUACUGUUUGAUCUCUGCGCUGGCGAGUGCGGCGAUUUGUGUGGCAUACUUUAGGGGUGUGGAGCUGCCGCGGCGGUUGAAGAGUCAUGGGAAGGAUCGAUUGAGUGGGAUGGAGAGAGGCGGACUGGGGGGGUAUGGGUUGGCUAUGGGGAGUGGGACGAAUGGGUAUGGGUAUGGACCCGGGAAGAGGGAUUAG
This is a messenger RNA of Fulvia fulva, 930 nucleotides long. RefSeq lists its product as uncharacterized. The transcript is spliced from 2 exons. Lineage: Eukaryota; Fungi; Ascomycota; Dothideomycetes; Mycosphaerellales; Mycosphaerellaceae. The record is from RefSeq and is a predicted model, not a curated record. The coding region runs from base 1 to 930 and encodes 309 amino acids.